Molecule: messenger RNA, 2034 nt
Organism: Limanda limanda (common dab)
Lineage: Eukaryota; Metazoa; Chordata; Actinopteri; Pleuronectiformes; Pleuronectidae
Product: proton myo-inositol cotransporter-like
Exons: 10
Coding region: 43-2034 (663 amino acids)
Biological process (GO): transmembrane transport
Cellular component (GO): membrane
Molecular function (GO): myo-inositol:proton symporter activity
Source: RefSeq, a predicted model, not a curated record
CAGACACAAGCCAGCCGCCCUGUCCCGUCUUGUGUUUCCCACAUGUCGCGAAAGCAGGUGGAUCAUGACUACAGCCUCCGUAGCAUGAGCAACCUGAUGGGCGAGCGCUGGAAGAAAGUGGAUGAUGGAGGAGAGAGGAGUCUCAUCAAGGCUCCGUCCAGCGCCAGCAUGAGCAGCCAGGGCGCCGCCGCCGCCGCCGGAGGGUCCGCUGCCGGAGGGUCCUCCGCCGGGGCCCCUGGAGCUGCUGCCGGGGGAGCCUCCACUUCCUCCGCCGUGGACCUGGAGAGGGCUGCCCGCAAGCAGUUCCAGCAGGAUGUCACGCCGGGCUUCGUCUACGUCCUGGCCGCGUUCUCCGCGCUGGGGGGCUUCCUGUUCGGCUACGACACCGGGGUGAUCUCCGGGGCGAUGCUCCUGCUGAAGCGGGAGCUGGAGCUCAGCGCCCUGUGGCAGGAGCUGCUCAUCUCCUGCACGGUGGCCGCGGCCGCCCUGUCCGCGCUGCUGGGCGGCUUCCUCAACGGGCUCUUCGGCCGCAGGGUGUGCAUCCUGCUGGCCAGCUUCUCCUUCACACUCGGGGGGAUCGUGCUGAGCACCGCCCCCGGGAAAGAGGUGCUGCUGACGGGGAGGCUCAUCGUGGGAGUCGGGCUCGGCAUUGCUUCGAUGACAGUGCCCGUGUACAUCGCUGAGGCCUCUCCGCCCCACCUCAGGGGUCAGCUGGUGACCGUCAACACCCUCUUCAUCACCGGGGGACAGUUCACUGCCAGCCUCAUCGACGGCGCCUUCAGCUACCUGCAGCGCGAUGGGUGGAGGUACAUGUUGGGUCUGUCAGUGGUUCCCGCUGUGCUCCAGUUCAUUGGAUUCCUGUUCCUGCCGGAGAGUCCUCGCUGGCUAAUCCAGCGCGGACUGACCCAGAAGGCCCGCCGCGUGCUCAGUCAGAUCCGAGGCAACCAGAACAUCGACGAGGAGUACGACAGCAUCAAGAACAGCAUCGAAGAGGAGGAGAAGGACAGCGGAGGAAAUGGCCCGGUGAUCUGGCGGAUGCUGACCUACCCGCCGACUCGGCGCGCCCUCCUGGUGGGCUGUGGUCUUCAAAUGUUCCAACAGCUUUCAGGGAUCAACACCAUCAUGUACUACAGCGCCACCAUCCUGCAGAUGUCCGGAGUGCGGAAUGACAGGCUGGCAAUCUGGUUGUCCGGACUCACCACCCUCACCAACUUCCUGUUCACCCUGCUGGGAGUGUGGCUGGUGGAGAGAGUGGGACGCAGGAAGCUCACUCUGGGCAGCAUCAUAGGCACAAGUUUGAGUUUGAGUCUGUUGGCCACCGGUUUUCUGAUAUCUGCCCAGCACAGUCCUCCCGUCACCUUCCACCCGUUAGACCCCGCCAUGGCCAACUCUACUUGCUCCAAGUACCAGCUGUGUGAGCCGUGCAUGCUGGACCCUGGGUGUGGCUUCUGUUACCGUGAGAAUGGCUCGGCACUCCUCGCCUCCUCCUGUGUUGCAGUCAAUAAGGCCUCCACCGAGCGAGCCGCAUGGGGCAGAUGCUCCAACUCCAGCCUGAUGAGAGAUCAGACGUACUGGGCCUACAACUACUGUCCCACCUCCUACUCCUGGCUGGUUCUGCUGGGUCUGGUGCUCUACCUGGCUGCUUUCGCUCCAGGGAUGGGUCCAAUGCCUUGGACCAUCAACUCAGAGAUCUACCCGCUGUGGGCGAGGAGCACAGGGAACGCCUGCGCCGCCGGAGUCAACUGGACCUUCAACAUUCUGGUGUCUGUCACCUUCCUCCACCUGGCUCAGUACAUCACCUACUAUGGAGCUUUCUUCCUCUACUCCAGUAUGGCCCUACUGGGUUUCAUCUUCAUCUACGGAUGCCUGCCGGAGACCAAAGGCCGGCGUCUGGAGGAGAUCGAGGCGCUGUUCGAGAACCAGCUCUGCUCGUGUGGCGCCACCGAUUCUGACGAGGGACGGCAGGUCGAGUACAUCCGGGUCAAAGGCUCAAACUAUCAUCUAUCGGACAACGACGCAUCUGACGUGGACUAG